This is a messenger RNA of Aspergillus pseudonomiae, 1950 nucleotides long. Its product is annotated as S53 family peptidase. The record is from RefSeq and is a predicted model, not a curated record. Bases 1 to 1950 code for a protein of 649 amino acids. Gene Ontology annotation, biological process: proteolysis. The transcript has 9 exons. Gene Ontology annotation, molecular function: serine-type endopeptidase activity; tripeptidyl-peptidase activity. Lineage: Eukaryota; Fungi; Ascomycota; Eurotiomycetes; Eurotiales; Aspergillaceae.
AUGCGGCCCUUGUCUCAUCUUUCUUUUUGCAGCGGGCUCCUGCUCGGCCUGUCCGCCCUCUCGGCUGCGACCCCAGUAGUCCAUGAGAGGCGUGAAGUAACAUCAUCGAACUGGGUCAAGCGGGCGCGUGUGAGCCCAUCUGACACACAUGUGGUCCGCAUUGGCUUAGCCCAGAGUAGCCUCAAAGAGGCUCACGACCUGCUCAUGGAUGUCUCCAACCCAAGCUCUCCCAACUAUGCCAAGUUCUACUCGGCAGAUGAAGUCGCUGCCAAGUUUGCGCCGUCGACAGAAACAGUCAACGAGGUCCAGAACUGGCUCACUGAAAAGGGAAUCAAUGCCAGCCGCAUCGCUCAAACCAAGAACCACGGCUGGCUUGUAUUCCACGCAACGUCCAAGGAGAUCGAGGACUUGUUUGACACCACUUACUAUGAGUACCACAAUAAGAAAACUGGAAAGAAAGCAAUUGCCUGCGAACAGUACCAUGUCCCAGAUUCAGUGCAAAAGCACAUCGACUAUGUGCAUCCUGGAGUCAAUCUGAGCCCAUCCUCGGGAAAAGCCUCUAGUAUCCGGAGAAGGGGCUCGGCCAGCAGAAAGACGAAGCUUGGAGGACGCCCUAUUCACCAAGGCGAUCUCACAGGCCUCAAUGUCACUAACUGCGAUCAUUCAAUCACGCCAGACUGCAUUCGGGCAUUGUAUAAGAUUCCCUCAGCGCGUGCGGCGCCUCACCCAAAUAACUCUUUGGGCAUCUUCGAGGAAGGGGACUACUAUGCCCAGGAGGACCUGGACCUGUUCUUCAAGACAUUUGCCAAAAAUAUUCCUGGAGGCACACACCCAAUCCCCGCCUUCAUCGACGGCGCGGAGGCUCCGGUCCCCGUCGGGCAGGCCGGUGGGGAGUCUGAUCUCGACUUUGAGCUGGCGUAUCCAAUCGUGCAUCCCCAAAGUAUCACAUUGUACCAGACCGAUGAUGCAAACUGGGCUAGUAAUACCACCGGGUUCCUCAAUACUUUCUUGGACGCACUUGAUGGCUCCUACUGCACCUAUUGUGCGUAUGGUGAAUGUGGCAAUGACCCAUCGCUGGAUCCAAUUUACCCUGAUGCCGGUGGCUACGAUGGACAGCUCAUGUGUGGCGUGUUCAAGCCUACUAAUGUCAUUAGUGUCUCGUACGGCGAACAGGAGAAUGACCUUCCCGCAAAGUAUCAGCAGAGGCAAUGCACGGAGUUUCUGAAGCUGGGUCUGCAAGGAGUCUCGGUGCUCUUUGCCUCUGGUGAUAGCGGGGUUGCAGGACCUCCAGGAGAUGGGGGCAGUGUGAAUGGCUGCCUGAACAAUGGCACAGUUUUUAGUCCUGCAUUCCCUAACAGCUGCCCUUAUAUCACCAACGUUGGUGCCACCAAGGUCUACCCAGGAUACACCGUUUCCCAGCCCGAGAGUGCCGUGUAUGAUCCGGCUGGCUUGUACAGUUAUGCGUCAGGUGGUGGCUUCAGCAACAUCUAUCCCAUCCCUGACUACCAAGCGGAUGCUGUAGCCACAUACUUCAAGGACCAUAACCCUCCCUAUCCAUACUACGAAGGCGCCGAAAAUCUCGGCAAGAAUGGCGGCCUCUACAAUCGGUUGGGUCGAGGCUAUCCGGAUGUAGCCGCGAAUGGCGACAACAUUGCCGUCUUCAAUGGCGGCGAGUUCGGUUUGUCGGGUGGAACCAGUGCUAGCACUCCGAUCUUUGCUGCCAUCAUCAAUCGCAUCAUCGACGAGCGUCUUGCUGUCGGCAAGGGUCCGGUCGGGUUUAUCAAUCCGGUCCUCUACAAGAAUCCCUCUGUCCUGAAUGAUAUCACCAAUGGAACUAAUCCCGGAUGUGGGACAGACGGUUUCGCAACUGCGCCUGGAUGGGAUCCUGCCACCGGCCUGGGAACACCUAACUAUCCGAAGAUGUUGAAGUUGUGGCUUGACCUCCCUUAG